This is a messenger RNA of Myxozyma melibiosi, 2676 nucleotides long. RefSeq lists its product as uncharacterized. Gene Ontology annotation, biological process: peptidyl-lysine monomethylation; peptidyl-lysine trimethylation. Lineage: Eukaryota; Fungi; Ascomycota; Lipomycetes; Lipomycetales; Lipomycetaceae. Bases 1 to 2439 code for a protein of 812 amino acids. Gene Ontology annotation, molecular function: protein-lysine N-methyltransferase activity; protein binding. The transcript is spliced from 4 exons. The record is from RefSeq and is a predicted model, not a curated record.
AUGAAGAAGGGUGGUGAUAUCGAGGUUCCAAAAGAUAAGAGACCGCGGGUGUCUGCCGUGCACUCGACGACGACGACGACAACCGACAGUAUACGAAAACAACGAAAAAGAGUGCUGGACAGCCUUUCGUCACCGCAGAUUCUAUCUUACUUUCUUCUUCAUGAAUGUGAAAAAGGGGAUGCAAGCGAAUGGAAGCCGUUUCUGGAUGUGCUGCCGCCGCUGGAUGAGUUUGGGCUCGCGCCGAUGGUGUGGCAGGUGCUGGACUACAAGAGUCGAAGGCGGUUUGUGGAGUUACUCCCGCGAGCGACUAUUGAGCACGCGAAGCGGAUGAGUGCGCAGGUCAUAGGCGAUCUAGCGGCCGUGAAGCGAGUGUUUGUGAUGAAGAACAGCGAGGAGGAGGAGGAGGAGGAGGAGAUGGCGAAGUUUGUGUGGGCGUGGAUGUGCGUGAACUCGCGGUGUCUGUUUUACAAAAUGGCCGAGGCGCGAACGACGAACGACUGCAUGACGCUGGCGCCGCUGAUUGAUUUCGUGAACCACAGCGAGGAGGAGGAGAAUUGCGCGAUCGGGGUGUACGCGGACGCGAAGGCAAGCGUGCGGAAGCGGUUCGGGCUGUGGGCGAAGAGGAGGUAUGAGGCGGGAGAGGAGAUCUUUUUAUGCUACGGGCCGCAUUCGAAUGGAUUUCUGCUGUGUGAGUAUGGGUUUAUGCUGGAGAGGAACCGGAAUUCGGAGCUGGAUGUGACGGAGGAGGUGUUUGCGGAGCUGCAUGGGGGAGAAGAAACCUGCAAUGACGGAGGGAGGAUGUGUGGACGGUGCGAGUUUCUGAAGAAGCACAAUUACCUCGGGGAGUAUACGGUGUCAGGAGAGGACGGCGAGUCAUUCCGGACGCUGGUGGCGCUGGCGUCGGGGCAGUUACCGAACUCGACGUUCGAAGGAGAAGACGAAGACGAAGAGAGCAGAUUAGGAAGGGCUAAUCUGGAGGGGUUUAUGGCUACGGGGCCGAGCGAGUCGCGGUUUAGGAAAGGGUCGAGGGCGAUGCUGGAGAGGGUGUUGAGGAGGGUUGUGGAGGGGGCGGGGGGUUGUGGGGAGGGGUUUGGAGAUGGGGAGGCGAGUGGGCAGAUCCGCACGUUGUCACCGCUUCUCUUCCUCGAUACUGAAGAAUAUCUCCUCAAACAACAUCUACACAUGGAGACAAUAGAGAUUGAGCACGUCGAGGCCGCCUCCCCCAAACAAAACGACUUCGAGCACGUCGAGUCCGUCGACAUCGACCUCGGGCGCCUUCCCGACCCCGACUCCGACUCUGAUACCUUCCGCUCGUCCUCGAUCCGCUCGCUCUUCCGUCGCUCGGCCUCCUCCCUCUUCAGGGCCGGACUCGCCCUCCUCCUCCCUAUCCUCCUCCUCCUCCUCCUCUGCCGCCGCCCCCCGCCUCUCCCUCCUCGACAUCAUCCCGAACGACUUCUCGGACCUCUACCCCCCGAGCUCUUCUCCCUCUUCCCGCCCGAGCCUCCUCUCUACCUCUCCUCUUCCUCCCUCCCCGACUGCGGCCUCCUCCUCUCCUCCUUCGGCCUCGCGGACCUCUACCUCCGACGCCCGUCCUUCACCUACCGCCCCCUCGUCGACUGGGAACGCAACGAUCUCCGCUCGCUCUGCUUCCUCCCGGCUCUUUCUCCCGACAUCCUCCCUCAAUGGUACACCCCGGACGACGACCUCUCCCUCACUCCCCCUCCCCUCCGCGAGGACGCAUUCCACAUCACUGUCCUCCCUCUAACCGCAGACGACGAGACCAUCGUCGACAAACUCGCCUCCUCUGACCUGUACCUCGAAUUCGACUUCUCGCCCACCCACCGCCGCCGUCUCGCGCGGGAGACUAUCGACCUCUGUCUUCCUCAUCGGACUGAAGUCUUGUCAAAGCCUGAAUGGCGCAGGGUUAUUGAUAAUUAUCUACUUGCUCUGGGGUGUGAAGCCCAGUGUCGAGUUGAUUUUCAGCGAGCGAUAAUCCACCGCGCGGUCCGCAAACACGAGCAGCAACUUGCUCGCGGCAGGAGUAAUCUCCUCAAACGCGCCCUCGUCACGCGAGCUGCGGCAACCACCUCCGGCCUUUCUCCCCCUUCACCCACUUUUCUCUUUCACUUUGACUCCCCUCCUCCUUCUCCUCCCCAACCCGACUCGCAGCAAUCCUUCAUCUCCCGCACCACCAAAGACUUUUUCCAAACCCUCACAAACUCUCCUUCUUCUUCCUCAUCACCACCCCCGACAAUGAGCCCACCAACCCACCAAAUCCCCAUCCAAUUCCGCCCCACCAUCCCCGCCUCGUCCACGAUCCCACUCCCGAUCUCGGUCCCGAAAUCAGAGCAGAAAGUGAUCUGGCGCGAGGUCCAGGUGCAUUUGUAUUCGAAGCUUGGGUUGGAUUGGGAUCCGACCGAGUUGGCUUUUGAUGAGUAGAUUAUGAGUGGUAAUUAUGAUGAUGAUGAUGAUGAGUACGGAUUGGUUAUUCUAUGUAUUUUCUUACGUUUUUGGUUAUUUGUAAUGCUUCUUGUAUCUGAUUCUAAGGCGUUGGAAGUUUGGAUAUCUCUUAUAAAACUGCAACUAAACACCCACAAUAAACAAUAGUCAACUACUUAACUAAACACAAUUCUUUGUACUUAACAAUAAGAUCUCAUCAAAUAGCCUUUACCCGUG